ACUUUUUAUUCCAACCUGAGCCUUUUAAGAGCGUCAUCUUCAUGAAACUGGCUGUCAAAGUACUGUGAGCAAAAUGGUAAGUAGGCAGGUGUGCAAGAUGAAGUAAUUGGUGAAAGAGGCUGUUUUUCUUGCUUGUAAAUAGGUGUAAGUAACAUGGCAUUUCGUCACCUAAUUGAGUUCACCUAUACAGCAAAACUAAUGGUCCAAGGUGAGGAAGAAGCAAAUGACGUUUGGAAAGCAGCUGAGUAUCUACAGAUGUUAGAAGCAAUGAAAGCACUUGAAAUCAGGAACAAAGAAAUUUCAUCACCCUUAGAAUCAAAUCAAACACAAGGUAAAAAUAAACCAAAGAAGAGGAAGAUAGCUGAAACCUCUAAUGUUAUCACAGAAACACUGCCAUCUGCAGAAUCAGAGCCUGUUGAAAUUGAGGUUGAGAUUGCUGAAGGGAUGAUUGAAGUGGAAGAUGACAGCAUCGAAACACUUGAAGUAGCUUCUGCAGAGCAAUCCAUAAAGUACAUACAGACAACAGGUACAUCAGAUGAAUCUGCUUUGGCUCUUUUAGCAGAUAUCACCAGCAAGUAUCGUCAGGGAGAGGGAAAAUGCCAGAUCCAGGAAGAAGAUGAUAGUGCAUCUGAUACCUUGUGCAAACAGGAACACAUGAAAACACACUCUACUGAGAGGUACAAGUGUGACAUAUGCAAUAAAAGGUACCUACGAGAGACUGCUUUGAAACAGCACCUCACCUGUUACCACCUUGAUGAAGGUGGUGCCAGCAAGAAGCAAAGACCUGGCAAAAAACUACAUAUAUGCCAGUACUGUGAUAAGCAGUUUGACCAUGUUGGACAUUUUAAAGAGCACCUUCGGAAGCACACAGGUGAAAAACCAUUUGAAUGUCCAAACUGCCAUGAACGUUUUGCUAGGAAUAGCACGCUCAAAUGUCACCUCACAGCCUGUCAGUCUGGAGCUGGAGCUAAAAAGGGAAGAAAGAAGCUGUAUGAAUGUCAGGUUUGUAACAGUGUGUUUAACAGCUGGGAUCAAUUCAAAGAUCACUUGGUAAUACAUACUGGUGACAAACCCAACCACUGUACCUUAUGUGAUUUGUGGUUUAUGCAAGGCAGUGAGCUGAGAAGGCAUCUCAAAGACAUGCACAAUAUUUCAGAACAAAUAGUGACAGAAGAGGUUUUUCCAGUGGAAGCUGUAGAAGCUGAACCAGUAACAUCAAUGACUAUAAUAGAACAAGUGGAGCAAGUCCAUGUCCUACCAGUAAUUCAGGUGCAAGUGGAUCCUGCACAGGUAACUGUGGAACAGAUGCACCAGGAUGUCAUACAGGACAAUCAAAUAAAAGGCACACAGGUGGAUGAACUGCAAGAACAGGUGCAAAUUAGUUACUUAGAAGUUGAACAUAUUCAGACUGAACAAGGUGCUGAAGUUCAUGUAGAGCAGUUACAUGUUGAGCAUGUAAAUCAAAUACAGGUGGAAGAUGUACAGGCAGAACUUAUAAGUGGAACAGACCUGGAACAAGUAGAAUAUGGAAGUGUUGAUCAAGGAGAAGCAGAAGAAAAGGAAACUAGUCAAGUAGAUGAUGUAGAUAAGGAAGAUCAUGAACAAGCUGAAGACUUAAAAACUCGACAAUUAGCGGACACACAGAAUGAAAAGGUGAAUUACUAGGACAACCACACUGUGCAGGUUUAGGAAUGAAAUGCCCAAUUAUUUUUGUUAGCUUUUACAUUGAUUUUUGAACUGUCAGUGGUCACAUUUCCAAUAUGCUGUCCUUUGGAAGCUGGACAAGUGGACCAAAGUUAUCUUUCUUUAUGUACAACUAAACUUCUCUUGCAUGUGAAAAAUAACUUACCCAUUCAUGUUAUACCAUGGAACAAAAACUACCAGAGACACGGACAGCUUUGUGAGGAUUUUAAUAAUGAAUAGCUUGUAUCACUGUUACAUCAUCUCUAGGUAUGGUUGGACUCAAAUAACUGUGGUCAGCAGCUUGAUGUCCAAGUGGAGAUCAGUGACGAGUGGCAUUCCUCAGGGGUUGGUAUUGUGACCAGAGCUGUUCAACAUCUUUGUCGGCAACAUGUGGGGAAAAAGCAUUGUUGCUGGAGGUCUCAGAGCACAAAAAUCCUGUG
This is a messenger RNA of Strigops habroptila (Kakapo), 2123 nucleotides long. Its product is annotated as zinc finger protein 131-like. Gene Ontology annotation, biological process: regulation of transcription by RNA polymerase II. Gene Ontology annotation, molecular function: DNA-binding transcription factor activity, RNA polymerase II-specific; RNA polymerase II cis-regulatory region sequence-specific DNA binding. The record is from RefSeq and is a predicted model, not a curated record. The transcript is spliced from 5 exons. Gene Ontology annotation, cellular component: nucleus. Bases 154 to 1665 code for a protein of 503 amino acids. Lineage: Eukaryota; Metazoa; Chordata; Aves; Psittaciformes; Psittacidae.